CACUGGCUGUACCCGGUUGCAUAGACUUGCAGUAAUUUUAAAAAUCGCUAAGAGCGACGCGGUGUGCGCGGGAAAAGUGCAGUGUGCUUUGAAUCGUUUAUGAAUACUUUUUUUUUGUGGCAUUUCUUUUUCGGAUAUCACUUUAAACAAUGGGUUCCCUACCACGAAUGUCUGUGGUGACAGGCAAACGGGUCCCGCUGCCUGCGGCGCCUCUCACCAAACAUCUGGAACACAUGGGUGCCACUGAGAGAACGGCUCUUAUAUACUACGAUGAGACAUGCAAUGUACGCAUGAGCUACGCGGAGCUAGAAGGACGUACAAAUGCCAUGGCGCGCGCGAUCGCUGCACAUGCGCGCCCCACCGGACCCAACAGGGAUCAAGACUAUGUGAUCGCUGUAUGCAUGCAGCCGACACACAAUACCGUUAUAGCUCUCCUUGCGAUAUGGAAGGCAGGGGCCUCAUAUGUGCCGAUGGAACCAAGUUUCCCGCAAGGAAGAAUAUCACACAUUUUAAAAGACGCUGAACCAUCUCUUAUUAUUUACGACGAUACAGCCAAUCCCUCAAUGUUUGCUGGUAGUGGAGUGCCACCAGUCUCUUUUGAGGAGUUGUCGCUAGAAGCCAGUGCGUUACCAGCUGACAGACCAAAUGAAGAUGAAAUAUUGGUUCAAACUGAUGCAGACUCUAUUGCUAUUGUUCUUUAUACAUCUGGGAGUACGGGAAUACCAAAAGGAGUUCGAUUGCCCUACUCGGCAAUCUGUAACCGCCUCUGGUGGCAGUUCCGAACAUUUCCAUAUGCAGACACAGAAUCAGUUUGCGUUUGGAAGACGGCUUUGACGUUUGUGGAUUCUGUUUGCGAGAUAUGGGGACCGUUGUUGCACGGACGAUCACUGUUGAUACUCUCAAGGGAGACCACCAGAGAUCCCCAGAAGUUAGUGCGAGUUUUUGCUGAAUAUCAGAUUCAACGUCUAGUUCUCGUACCAACACUUCUACGUUCGAUUCUUAUGUACUUGUCUCUGAACCUUUCUGAAAGGCCCCUACAACAUCUCAAGCUCUGGGUGUGCUCAGGAGAAACUCUAAGCAAGGAACUCGCUUCGCAAUUCUUUCAAUACUUUGGCGAUCAGAAUGACUACAAACUUGCCAACUUUUAUGGCAGUACGGAAGUUAUGGGAGAUGUAACUUACUAUGUGCUAGAGAAAACUGGUCAAUUGGACAUGUUCCCGACCAUACCGAUAGGUGCUCCCCUUGAUAACUGUGCCGUUUAUCUCCUGGAUGAAGAAAUGAAUCCAUCGAGGGAAGAAGAACCGGGUGAAGUUUGGGUUUCGGGGAGGAACCUCGCGAAAGGCUAUGUGGGGGGACAGGGAACUGAUAAAUUCUGCGAUAACCCAUAUGCUGCACAUCCUGACUUUGGCCGUCUGUACCGCACUGGAGACUUCGGUAUCCUUCACAAGGGUCUUAUCUUGUUCGCUGGUAGGACAGACUCGCAAGUGAAGAUCAGAGGACAUAGAGUGGAUCUUCAGGAAGUCGAGCGCGCUGUCAGUUCCAUCCAGGGUGUAGAUAAAGCUGUAGUCCUUUGUUACGGAUUAACUUCUGGCAACCCUGAGAUAUUGGCUUUUGUGACCGUGAAACCGGAUGCAAGACUCUCUGGACAUCAUAUCGAAUCCGCUCUGAAAAAUUCACUUACAAACUAUAUGAUACCACAGGUGAUCGUCAUAGAAAAGAUCCCUCUCCUCGUCAACGGUAAAGUCGAUCGUCAAGGACUGCUUAAAAUGUACGAGAAUACGAAUAACAACGAUGAUACGUCAAUUCCUCUGGAAAUAGACUAUACGGGAGUGAACCCAAACGACCUGGAAGUAGCGAGGGUGUUAUUCGAGACCGUGGGUGAGGUCCUCGGCAGAGCUGCCAGAGGCGCCAUUUCUAAAAGAGCUGGCUUCUACGAAUUGGGAGGAAAUUCUCUCAAUUCAAUAUACACGAUAACGAGACUAAGAGACAAGGGAUAUUUUAUCGAAAUAAGUGACUUCCUAGAAGCGAACAAUUUAGGCGAGGUCCUGUCCCAUCUGACGACCGACGCUGAGAGCUCAAGGGAUGGCGACGAAAAGCAGUUCACGAUCCGGCCCAUGAGGAACGAACACAAGGAACGAGUUAUCGAGAUGAUAGUGUCGUCGUUCUACGAAAAGGCAGAACUGGAGCAGUUCGUCAGACACGAGAUAUCUCGCGGCGACUACGCGCUGUGCGUCGGCGCUUGCUGGGCGCCGCUCCUCGCCGCCGGCCUCAGCCUCGUGCUGGAAGACGAGUCCGGCAAACCAGUAGCGGUCGCGCUGAACUUCGACGCGCGCGACGAGCCCGACAUCGAGCUCGGCGGCGGACUCGCCAAGAUCAUGACCUUCCUCGAAUACGUCGAGGGCUCUGUAAGAGACACCAUGCUGCCUGAAGGAAAGGGUGCGAUCCUGCACUCGUUCAUGAUGGCGACGGGCGCGGAGCUGUCGGCGCGCGAGAACGUGUCCGCCAUCCGCGCGCUGGAGCUCGGCACCGAGCGCGUCGCGCGCGAGCGCCGCUUCCGCGGGGUGUUCACCACCAACACCAGCCCGCUCACACAGCAAUUAGGUACCGACGUUCUCGGCUUCCAAACACUACUCGAUUACCAAAUAAACCAGUACGUGGAUUCAAAUGGAGAAAGGACCUUUGGGAAAGCCCCCGACGAUAUGCGUGCCGUCGUUUGCUGGAAACCGGUCGAGUAAACAAAAGUAUUUAUUGUAAUUACAAAUUUUAAACGUAUAACCAUUGAAUUAGUCAUUCCAGUUUUUAUUAAAUAGAAUAGUUGAAAAAUAUAUUUUUCUAAAAAAAUAUUAUAUCUUGUAAUAAACGUAGUCGUAUAAAUAUUAUGAUUAUACCCAGUUAUCUACCAUUACGUUUAAUUUAAUUGAAUAUGAAACUUGCCUCUAAAUUAUUUCAAAUACCAACUUAUUUCAACUGACAAUGUUACUGGUAACACUCAAUUAAAAAAAAAAACUUUACUUUUAA
Messenger RNA from Vanessa atalanta (red admiral), 3018 nucleotides. It is a transcript of the gene e, whose product is annotated as mycosubtilin synthase subunit C. Bases 150 to 2735 code for a protein of 861 amino acids. NCBI's taxonomy places the organism in Eukaryota, Metazoa, Arthropoda, Insecta, Lepidoptera, Nymphalidae. The record is from RefSeq and is a predicted model, not a curated record. The transcript is spliced from 17 exons.